AUGUGGUUGAAAUCAUUUCUUCUCUGCUUAUAUUCGUUAGUGCUUUAUCAAGUACAUGCUGCACCUUCAUCAGAGAAACUUCUUACCUCUAAAGAUGUGGAUCUAGAGAAAAAGUACGAGCCUAAUCCCCCUGCUACACACCUUGGAACAAUCACUAUCGAGUACUUUGACCCUUCUUCGGAUUCAAGGAAAGAAGCUGAUCUAACGUUCGAAUUAUACGGUACUGUAGUUCCCAAGACAGUGAACAACUUUGCUCUGUUGGGGCGUGGUGUUAAGGCUGUGAUUGAAGGACAGGACCCCAAAGAUAUCCAUAGGUACUCUUACCGUAAUACCAAAAUCACAAAGGUCUAUCCUAACAAGUACAUCCGAGGCGGCAUGGUCGCCCCUGAUGUAGGCCCCUUUAGUGUUUACGGACCUAAAUUUGACGACGAAAACUUUGAUAUAAAACAUGACAGGCCUGGGAGGCUCGCAAUGGCCUACUUCGGGCCUGAUUCUAACACUUCGGAAUUCAUAAUCACCACUGGUGUGGAUGGCAAUCAGGAACUAGAUAAUAAAAGUGUCGUAUUUGGUCAAAUAACUUCUGGUCUAGACGAACUGAUGGACGCUAUUCAAUUUACAAAAACAGACGAAUAUGGAAAACCUGAGCACGAAUUACAGUUUUUGUACAUAGUUUUAGAAACAUUAAGAAUUAGUAACGCUGAAGACUUGCACUCUGCAUACAAAGAACGUGUUCAGAAGUUUAGAAACGGUGAUACUUCUGUUGGUUCCACUUUGGAAAGCAUAUUCAAAAAAGAUGAAACCGUAAUUGCGUCACCCGUUUUUGCUGGAAAAACAUCGUACGAUCUAAACCAUCCAUGCUCCAGAGCCUUGAUGUGUCUAACUGUUCUCGGUUUUUGUUUCAUUAUUUACAAGUGCGUGAACGACAAGCAUCGUACGGUCUCAUUAAGACCUAAAUGA
Saccharomyces mikatae IFO 1815 is the source of this 957-nucleotide messenger RNA. RefSeq names its product peptidylprolyl isomerase family protein CPR4 (gene CPR4). Gene Ontology annotation, biological process: protein peptidyl-prolyl isomerization. Lineage: Eukaryota; Fungi; Ascomycota; Saccharomycetes; Saccharomycetales; Saccharomycetaceae. Gene Ontology annotation, cellular component: fungal-type vacuole; endoplasmic reticulum. The record is from RefSeq and is a predicted model, not a curated record. Bases 1 to 957 code for a protein of 318 amino acids. The transcript has a single exon. Gene Ontology annotation, molecular function: peptidyl-prolyl cis-trans isomerase activity.